GCAGAAUCCCAGGAUCCCAGAAUGACGAGAACAUACUUACCGGGGAUUGAAGCAUGCAGUCACGUAUGGUCAGGUGAGCUGUGCGCUAACUGAGUUGGUGCAAUCAACAAACACAGGCAGGCGCAGUGACCCUGUCGCGCUGACUCUAGGGGUUACUGCUAAAGCUCACAAGUGUCGUGGCAUCUUUUGGGGGUGAGUAGUAGUUUCUUUUCCUUUAUUGCGACGCAUGGUGAUGCGUCCCGUCCAACGAGAGUCCAGAUGUCCCUCCAGGAGAUACAGGAGUUACGCCAGCGCCUCGAGGAAGAGCAGAGACUUUGAGAGCAAGCGGAAGAACGACUGGCUCUCCAAACACAGUCCACAACUCUUCUGGAAUUUCUGGACGCCUGCUAUGUGCACUUGUUUCUUGGUCUGGCCAUCCAAAGGGAUAGUAAUUCCUCGAGGAAAGGCGACCCCGCAAGCGCCGACCAUGAACUUCGCUCGGCGAAAAUUCGAGAAUGGGUCGACUUUCCCCGUGAACAGGGUGCCAUCUGGAUGGCGCUGAUGGAUACUGACUUUAUGACCGAACGCCAUUUCACACCACUCGUCACGUUGAGGGAAUACGGGAAGGAGGUCCGGGAGAGGAUGAUAAGCUCGGAGUUGGAUCUGGGUUACUUCGAACGACAGACGGUCGAAUCGCCAGUCGCUUCAGUCAUCAAGCAGCUACACGCGAAUCCCCGAUUUCGACGGGUAUUUCGUCUGAAUGGCAACGUCAUUUUCGAAAACCACGCAAACACUCUGGCGGACGAGAGGGACAUCGUGCCAGAUAUGAGCGCCCUGAGCUUGACCCAGAAGCAACCACGCCGUUCCAAUCGCUUAGCCGCGAAUUCGCGCAGUGUCGGUCUCGCGACCCAUCAACCAGGGAGAAGUCAGGCGGCCACGCAAUCAAGGAACUCCCGGCCUCGAGCAGAUCAAUUCUGUGUCUACAACAAGGGGUCCGGGAUAAAGCAGCCGGCGUUUAUUAUUGAGUACAAGGCACCCCAUAAAGUUUCUCUCGCGCAUGUUAAGGCGGGACUACAAGACAUGGAUCUCAACGAGGUCCUUCGCUACAAGGACGUGGAAUCUCCGGAGGAGAUUUGCCGUCGUGUGAUAGCAGCGGUGAUUACCCAGACCUUUUCGUACAUGGUUCAAGGGGGUCUGGAGUAUGGCUAUGUGUGUACGGGCGAGGCCUUGAUCUUUCUCCGUGUGCUUCGUAAUGAUCCUUCCACCGUGUACUACUACCUUUCGGUGCCAGGAGAGGACGUCGGUGCAUCCACGGGAUGGACCGGUGAUCUAGAUGGGGGAAAUCGGCUGCAUUUAACCGCACUGGGCCAGGUAUUGGCCUUCACUCUGCGUGCUCUGCCGGUACCGACGCGAGACAUUGGCUGGACCAAUUGGGCAAGGCGCAAGCUGGAGACCUGGGUCAUGGUAUAUGAUGAGAUACUGGACAAAACCCCGGAGGAAAACAUCCCUUCUUUCGUGUUCAAACCCCCUACGCAGAGUCGGAGCGAAUACUGCCGUGCGUCUCCGGUUAAAACAAGGUCAAAGACUGGCCAUGCUCUAUCCUGUCACGGUUUUCAAAACCCAACACUUUCUGAUCGUGACGAUGAUGAUGCUGGAGGUGAUUUUGACCCCACCACGCCGAGCCGGCCCCCUCGAGAGCGACCCCGUACUCACCCACCAUCGACUUUAUCUUCCCCAUCGCCAGUGCAAUCAUCGCAAGAUUCGGGCUCCCAAGGCAAGUCGCGGCAGUAUUGCACCCAGCGUUGCCUCCAAGGUUUGAUCAAAGGAUGGAAAUUAGAUGAGAAAUGUCCCAAUGUAUCAGAUCACGGGGUGGACCGGCAUCAACUAAACCGGACGACUCUCCUGCGUCGGCUGGGCCGGCAGCUCUCCCGCGAUGAUCUUCAAUCUGAUACACAGCUGGGAUGCGAGUCGCUGCACGUCCACGGAACCCGCGGGGCGCUUUUUAAGAUCACACUGUGGUCGCACGGGUAUACGUUCGUAGGAAAGGGUGUGCCGAUGGAGUUUGUGCGAGACGUAAAGCACGAAGAGCUCAUCUAUUCUCAUCUCGCGCCUAUCCAAGGGGUAUGCGUGCCGGCGCUACUUGGCAGCCUACAGCUCCGCCGUCCAUUCUCAUACGACGGUAUCGCUGAUAUUGUUCGUCUGAUGCUCAUGGGGUACGCCGGAGGAAAGCCUGCAUGGCGGCAUAACACUGAUCGCGAUCGACUCAUACAACGCGCUGGAGAUUCCUUACAAGCGAUUCACGAUCUAGGUAUUCUACAUGGGGAUCCGAUCCCUGGGAAUCUGAUCUGGAGCGAAGAAAACGACGGGGUGAUGUUCAUUGAUUUUGAGCGAGCAACACUGCCAACCCGGCGGGUACCACUGGAAGGCAUUUCACCCAAUAAAGACCGCAUACGUGAAGCUCAUCUCUGCAAGAGUCCAAGCAAGCGUGUUGAGCGGUUCGAGCGCGAGAAGCAGCGCAUGAGACAUGAAUUAUGAAUUAUGAUAUUCCGGCCCUCUCUGUUACUCAACUUUAUGUUUCCUCAUAAUACUACUCAUAUAAUCGUCUCUUUUCUCCCUAUAGACCAGGGUCCAAA
Aspergillus candidus is the source of this 2612-nucleotide messenger RNA. RefSeq lists its product as uncharacterized. The transcript has a single exon. The record is from RefSeq and is a predicted model, not a curated record. The coding region runs from base 532 to 2514 and encodes 660 amino acids. NCBI's taxonomy places the organism in Eukaryota, Fungi, Ascomycota, Eurotiomycetes, Eurotiales, Aspergillaceae.